GGAGAGUUCGGGUGACAAACAGAGAGAAAGAUGGAAGGCUGAAGGCAGGAGCCUAGGAGGGGGCCCAGAUGGAGAGAGAGACUCACAGUGGAAUUGGAAAUGAGGAAAGCUCAGAGCUUUACUUGCCCUCAGAGCUAGGACCACCUGUACAGCAGGAAAGGAGCGGCCCAGCUAGAAGGCCUGGUAACAGACACCAACCCAUCUGUGGUAGUGAGUGAGUCAUUACUCCUGGGAUUUAUCUAUGUGCUGUGAUGAGAAUACAGAUGAAGAGAAGAAAGGAAGAGGUACUUCUCAUGCUUUCUAA
Staurois parvus is the source of this 304-nucleotide messenger RNA. NCBI's taxonomy places the organism in Eukaryota, Metazoa, Chordata, Amphibia, Anura, Ranidae. The record is from the annotation of a GenBank genome assembly.